AACACAUGUGAGUUGGGAGGAGAAAAACAAACACAUGACAUGGAUGUAAAGUUAAGCUAAUGUGUUUUUCCUAAGAAACCCAUUCACUCAAACAUACCCUGAUGAAAGCAGUCAGAAAGUGCUGGAAAUGAACAUGAGGCUUUUUUACAGGGGUCUACCUCUCUUACUGGUGAACAUAGCAGGAUGGGGAACAGCUACCCAGUCGACAAUAUAUAUGGACGGGCUUCCUGUAAAUGCUCUGAAUGGGAUAAGCCCCCCCUGUACACACACUAUAGUACAGACUCUGCCCUGGUGGAGACUAGACCUGCAGAAGAGCUACAGCGUGAACAGAGUCUCCAUCACUAACAGACUGGACUGCUGCAGUGAGAGGAUCAACGGUGCUGAGAUUCGCAUCGGAGACGUUCCUUCAGAUGUGUUCAGCAACCCAGUAUGUGCAGUAGUUUCUACCAUUCCAGCAGGACAGACGUUCAGCUACUCGUGUAAUGGGAUGCAGGGACGUUACGUGUUUGUGGAUAUUAAUGCACCUUCAAGCAUUCUUACUCUCUGUGCUGUAGGAGUCUUUGUGGUUUUUCCAGAUAAUUUGGCAACAGGUAAAAACGUGAUGCAGUCAUCAACCUACAGCUCCUGGAUUCCUGAACAGGCCAUUGAUUUCAAUCCAGGAUUAUCAGAUCCAUCAAUAGGGUGUUCCUCAACCAAUGGUCAAACUGACCCAUGGUGGAGGCUGGAUCUGGGCCACAUUUACCAAGUGAGUACAGUAGUGGUCACUAACAGACUAAACUGCUGUCCAGAACGAAUAAACGGAGCCGAGAUUCACAUCGGAAACUCUUUGGAGAACAACGGCAACAACAAUCCCAUAUGUGCUGUGAUUUCCAGUAUUCCUGCUGGAGUUUCUGCCACCUUCGCCUGUAACAAUAUGGAGGGUCGAUAUGUGAGUCUGUUGAUUCGUGGAGAGAUGAAGUAUAUCACUCUGUGUGAAGUGGAGGUCUAUGGACAAGGUCCAUGUUUGAAGCAGUCAUUGAUGAAGCUGAAGCUCAACUCUAGCUUUAGUCUUUCUGAAGUCCGUCUCCUGACACAGCUGGAAUCUGCUCUGGCACAAAGAGGCUUUUCUGACGUCACGCUGCAAUGGACACAACUGCCCAAACAGGAAGUGAUACAGAAGAAAGUGGAGCAAGGUCAGUGUGUGAAUUAAAACAUUAUAGACACCAUGAAACAGAAGUUAAGUGUUUUUUUUACCCAUAUUACAAAGUACAUCCAAUUAAAACAGUCUUGAAAUGAGGAUUUUGUUCUUUGGGAACUGACUGUAUCAUUGGAAGAUGGGUGUUGCUAACAAACUGAAGCAAGAUUGACAAAUGAAUGAAGUCAGAGCAGAAACAAGAUGUUCCCUGACAUUCCCACCUUAAAGACUGAUAUUCCCAUUCUAAAGCAGUGUCAAGUGCUCAGGUGUUCACAUUUUGUACGUCUUCCUUAAUGCACCUAAUUCAGAUUAUCAGCUCCAUGAUCCAUUAACUGAUCCCUGUCUGUCAAACAAGAGAGACAUAAAAACAUGUGCAGUGUAGGGGGUCCCAAGGUACAGAAUUGCGAAUCACUGACUGAUAGCCCCACCCUAAAGGA
This is a messenger RNA of Danio rerio (zebrafish), 1611 nucleotides long. Lineage: Eukaryota; Metazoa; Chordata; Actinopteri; Cypriniformes; Danionidae. The record is from RefSeq and is a predicted model, not a curated record.